Messenger RNA from Anopheles stephensi (Asian malaria mosquito), 11566 nucleotides. RefSeq names its product GTPase-activating protein CdGAPr (gene CdGAPr). Gene Ontology annotation, molecular function: protein binding; GTPase activator activity. Gene Ontology annotation, biological process: small GTPase-mediated signal transduction. NCBI's taxonomy places the organism in Eukaryota, Metazoa, Arthropoda, Insecta, Diptera, Culicidae. The coding region runs from base 1382 to 8428 and encodes 2348 amino acids. The record is from RefSeq and is a predicted model, not a curated record. The transcript is spliced from 9 exons.
UUUUUCAAUAUUUUUCUAGCAACCGAAGCGAACGGACGUACGCGUUUCGGUCCGUGCCUCACGCUAUAAAGUUUUGUUUUCAAUUGUAGAGGGUAGCUUCAGCAAGUAUACCGCGAAGAGCGACAAUACUCCAGCCCCGUUUUAGUUCGUCAUCGCCUUUUUAUUUUCCUAGCGUUUCCAAUUGGGAUGUGAUACCGCGCCGCGACACGAUACAGUGAGCCUCAGUUCUUGUGAAUGUAUGGAAACCCCUGCGGAGAGCGAAAGAGUAUGAGAGAAAGAGAGCGGGUGUGUGUGUUUGUGUGAAAAAUUUUCAAUCUAGGUAGAAUUUUUCCGUAAAAUCUAUCCAAAAUUGCCUUGUGAAUUCUUGGAAGAAAAUGCAACCAAGAAGGCGUUGUGUCGCGCUCGUUGUGUGAUCAGAAAGAAGUUCGAAUUUAGUCCCGCCGUUGAAAACUCCCGAAAACACCUGAAAACAGGGUGGGUCCACCCAAUCCAGCCCUUGUUUUCCGGCAAUCGGGUGUGAAAAACGCCCGGUAAAGAAAGUGUCAAAAUUUCCCGCAAGUGUGUGUAUGUGUGUACGUGUGCGUGAAACGUUGUGAAAGAAAAGUCCCCAAAACGCCCAGGAAAAGUUUGCCGUGCUGUGCUGUGUGGUGUAUGUGAGUCUGUGCUUCAGGAUGAUUUGAAUGUCGCUGGAUAUUUUUAGCGCGCAUGGAGAAAAGUGCUGCUGCAGUGCGAGAUCAGUGAUGCAGUAGUGUGUUUGUGAGGCUGCCCAUUUCUCCUGCACCGAAGCAGCUAGUUUUCCAACCGUAGGAAAGCGGCCGAAUCGAAGCAACAGAGGCGGCACCAUUUUCGUACGGGAGAAAGGAAAGUGAUCAGCUGAAAGAACACCAAUACACCUGUGCAUUAGGGACAGCAGCAGCAGCAGCAACAACAACAACGGAAAAAUAAGGAAACACUCUCACACCCACCGGAGAGCACAAUUGUGAACGGCAAAGAAUGUACGAGUCGGCGAAGCAUAGAACAACGACAGCUUGCUGCACGGUGCUGAUGCGGCCACUACACUGAACAAGACAUCUUCUUCCGCCGGGACACCAUUACCCCCCGAUGCUGACGAUGUUCGCAGCGGAAACGACGUCGACGACGGCAGUGGCCGGUUCCAGCAGCUAGGCGGCUGCUGACACUCGGGAAAUCCGUCAGAUGCGCACCUGCCAGCAACCAAGCGAAAGCAAUCUCUCCCGUGACAUUUCUCGACGACUUCGAGACCGUCACACCUUCCUCAGCUUGUCUCUCACUGCCAAACCCGCGUGCGGGACGUAUACCGAUUGCGGGACAACCUCAGUUCCAGUAACGACGUGAGGGAAGACUUCGGAUUUGAAGAAUCAAAAUGAGCCAAAUCAUGCGGAAGGAUUCGUCAAUCAGCACUACGGCUGGCAGUGGACAUCGGCACCGUUCCAUCGACAUUGGGCACGGAGCAACCGGAAGCGAGUCGUCGAUCAUGGAUCUUCAUCACCGGUCGGCGGGUCCUCCGCCGCGAUCGGCACCACCGACCGGUGUGGGCAGCAGCGGAAAGAUGCCGCUGAUGGAGAAACCACGCACCAUCAGCGAUAGCGAGUCGGAGAUUAACUACGAUCUGUUUAACACCAGUAUCCACUCGGCGGACAGCGGAUCGGCGAUCAUGAACGCGUCCCAGAUUUCGACUACCUCCUGCGAUUCCACGCACAUCAAGAAUGCCAACCUCACUCGUUCACAGAACGCUUCUGGGUCCUGUCGCUUCCCGAAGCUAGAAGAAUGCGCCCACUUCCAUUACGAACGCGUCCAGCUUGGCAACCUUUCCGUGCAGCUCGAGGGUGACGAGCGUAGUGACUCCCAGCUUGGUCUCGCUUCCGAUCUCAACACCUCCCAGACGAACUCUAUCGGACCGACGGGUCCGUCCGGGUCUGGCUGUCCCACGAAAGGCGGUAGUAAUAUUUGGUUUAUCAUUCGCGUUACCGCUGGCCGAUCGGAUCCAUUCAUGAUCAAGCGUUCGUACGAGAACAUGUGCUUCCUGGACGAGAUGUUGCACCGGUGCGUGUACGAUCGGCGUGUCAGCGAGCUGGAGAACCUGCGGGACGUGCUAAUGGCGCUACCAGACGGUGGCGGUGAACAGCAGCGCCUGGACCGUAGUACCAGCGAGGAGCAGCACCUGGAGAAACUGGUCGCGGCCUAUCUGUCCCGGCUGUCGAUGAUUGCCUCGGAUGCGAUGACCUGCGGGCCGGUACUUACCUGGCUGCAGAUUGACAACAAAGGUCGCCGGUUGCCUGUGGCGGAUGAGCAGACAAUGCGUUGCAUUAACACUCCAGCGGUCGGUGCGGCGUACGGUGUGCGGCGGUACGUGGCCCAAGCGUGCGAUGAAAUCUCGAUCGAGGUGGGCGACAUGAUCUCCGUGAUCGAUAUGCCAAGUCCGGCCGAAUCUAUCUGGUGGCGGGGCAAGAAAAGCCACCUGCAGAAGAACCAGUACGAGGUUGGAUUCUUCCCGCAGAGCUGUGUUGCUACGAUCGGCGAUAAGGUGCCACGGCAUAUGCCAUUUCCGGCGCCACUCGUCGGAUCGCUGGCCGUGUCUCCCACGAAGCCUGUUCUUCGCAAACAUGGCAAGCUGAUUGCGUUCUUCAGGAGCUUCAUUCUGUCGCGGCCUUCUCGUCGUCGGUUGAAGCAGAGCGGCAUCUACAAGGAGCGGGUGUUCUCGUGCGACCUUGGUGAGCAUCUGCUAAACAGUGGACAGGACAUUCCAAUGGUGCUGAAGUGUUGUGCGGAGUUUAUCGAGGAAUAUGGUAUCGUGGAUGGUAUCUACCGGCUGUCGGGCAUUACGUCAAACAUUCAGAAGCUGAGACGUGCGUUCGAUGAGGAGCGCAUUCCGGACCUAACACAUCCGGACAUCCGACAGGAUAUACAUGCGGUCAGCUCACUGUUGAAGAUGUAUUUCCGUGAGCUGCCGAAUCCACUGUGUACAUACCAGUUGUACGACCAUUUUGUGGAAGCUAUCCAAACCCGGCUUGAUGCACCGACCGAUUUGAAGUUGCGUCUUAUCCGACAAACGGUUCAGAAACUGCCACCACCCCACUACCGUACGCUGAAGUACUUGGCGACGCAUCUGUUCAAGAUUUCACGCCACUCGGCGAGCACCGGUAUGACGGAGCGCAAUAUAGCGAUCGUGUGGGCACCGAAUCUGCUGCGUAGUCCCGCACUGGAGUCUGGUGGAGUGGCUGCCCUCAGGGGCGUUGGUGUACAGGCAGUUGUGACCGAAUAUCUGAUCAGCAAUUGUGAACAAAUCUUUGACGAUACUGCUGAUGAUUUUGGAAGCCAUUACGUAGAAUCGCAGCCAAACUCACUGAGCGAUAGUAACAGCGUGCAGAACUAUGGUGGUGCUGGUAGUGAUCAGCAGGAGUUGUCGCUGUCCAUGGAACGUCCGAAGAGCUUGAGCGUCGGUGGCGCAAAGCUACUCAGCCUGGAAGAGGCACGGAUUCGGAAGAACUGUAUGGAGCAGAGUGAAAAGACGAUACCAAUCAACAUCACUAACCCUUCCACACACAUCGGGUCUUACAUCGAGGUUGGUGGUGGACCUUCUAGCCUACCAGACAAAUACCACACAGUUCUUCCGGUACCUAGAAGUUGGAACAAACGGAAAUCACAUUCGUCCUGGAAGUCGAUCUUCACCCGACAACCACGACAGUCGAACAGCAAUAGUGAUAUUAAAGGCGGUAUGGCAUCUGCCGCAUCAUCGGACAAGAAUGCUUCAAUGGUGACCUCGGCGAUGCAACCAGAAAUUGGUGGAUCCAGCUUGGCUGAGGUAGAGGACAAGGAUACGGAUCACCGGCGCAGCGUCAGCAUUAAGGAGAGCUCUAGCGGACUGUUGGAUAAGAUGGCUAAAAGUUUAUUGUUUUCAUCUGGUGUCGAUCUAUUCGAUGGCAAGAAUCUGGCCAUCGACAGCAACUGCGUGCGAUCGAACUCGGUAGACAGUUUGCGAACUGCAGGCCACAGUCGGUCUGUUUCGCAUGACUCUUACUUCGAUCUGUUGCAGUCGCCCAUACGUGGAGUCGCAGUGGUUAAUGGAACAGCCAGUGGAGAUGGUGCCGUCACCUGUCCGUCACGUGAACUGUCCGAGUUGGGUCUAAACUUUGAUCGAGAAGAGCCAGAAAUGAGAAUAUUCUCCGAAAGUGAAAGUCUUGUGAGCAGUCCAAAGGUUGCAAAGGAGUCGGUACGACGCACCCUACGAGCACGGCCAGAAGAUUACAUUGGCAGCGGUCACAGCGUAAACCCUAGCCCCAAGAAGCAGCCACGACUCAACAUACCGAGCCCCUCGCAGGACACAAACAAGCAGUGGAACAUGGCGGCCCUCUCAUCGGGCAGUGGAAGCCUCGGUCAAGACGACGAAAGCCUCUGCAAACGCUACAAGCUGGAGGAUCAGCUGAGCGAUAUUCAGUUCAUCGAUUGCAGCACACCCGAACACCACAACUCCAUCGGUCUGAGUGGUGGACCACAGCAGGGUGGCUCGACUACGUCCAGCACAACGGUGGUCAACACAAUCUGUACCAGUGCUCAAGUACACAAACCGCCGCAUCAGGAAGAUUCGGCGGACGAACAGCACGAGGAUGAAACGCUUGCGGUCGGUCUGCGUAACUCGUAUCCAGGUCCGCAGUAUGCAUACAGCAAGUACAACUCAUCCCCCGCGAAAGAGACACGCUUCAGUUAUCCUGGAUCUGGUGCUGGCGGAAAAGAGAAACAGGCCAGAAAGGAAAAAGCAUCACAGCCAGUAGCCGCUGCAGCCACUAAUUCCGUGGUGGAGAAAGUUCAAUCCAUGAGCGUCGACGAACAAAGUCAACCGCCAUCGACCACACUCGAUGUGAUUGGGUUGAAGAAAAACGAAAGUUCCUUGUACGAAAGUUUUCUGCUUUCUUCUGGUCAAUCGAAACCUCCGAAAUAUCCUGGCCGUUACAGCUACCACCAUCCCGGCACGUCGGAUGUCGGUCGCGGUAGCGGAACCGGUGGUAACGGUGGCGGUGCUGACGGUAGUGGCGGCGAAACACGAAGCGAAGGCCAACAGUCUGCGUCCGUGCCGCGUAGCUGUUCCGAGAACGUAAUUCGCCGAACGGGCCCAGAACUGUUCCCUCCUUCCCAACAAUCUCACCACCAUCAUCAUCACCAUCACCAUCAUCACCACCAUCACCAAGCGAAACAGCAGCUAACGACUGUGCAUCCGCCGCCACCACCACCAUCAGCACCGUCGUCGGCAGGUACCACCGGGGCGAAACCCACCACUCCCCAAUCGCCACCGGUUCCCAGUCCCUGCUACUCGCUGCUGAUCGGUUCAACCAGUUCCGAUACGACGAGCAAUAGCAACAUCACCACGCCCGUCUACGACGAGAUGGACAUCACGGCCCAUCUGGAACAUCAAAUGCAAAAUGCCAAAGAAACGCCCGUCGACGAUUCGCCGAACGUUGGCGGUAAACCGCCGGCGACAGUGAAGAAACACGACCUGAAAGCGAUGAAGCGGGAGCUGUCACUUGACCUCAGCGGCGCCUCCACAAAGCUAACAGGUUCGACCAACUUCACCUCGGACAAUACGACCACCAACACUAGUCAAUCGCUUACGCCAAGUGAUUUCGCGUACCAAAACCUUAACCCAGACCUGUCCCCGAACGGUGCUCAUGUUGCAGCCACUGGUGAAGGCUCGGUCGUCGAAAUGACCAGCUUUAGUCAGAAGGCAGCCGCCAAAUCGCCCGGUACUCCGAUCAAGGCCACCAUCAACAUUACGUACAAUGUGCGUUCACCCGUUCGGAAAGAGCAGGAAGGCAAUGUGUUCCGGUCUAGCUCACCACCAAGGAACAUGGACGAAAGUGCUGGCGUGAAUCCGGAUCUAAUUGCGGAAGAAGAAUACCAACGCGAGCGGCGUAGCAUCUACGAAAAUGUGCUUGUCCCACCGGUCGAAGAAGAGGAAGAAAAGGACGGUGCAAUGGAUGAUGGAUUAUCGCCGUCCAAGCGUUUGCUCGAGACUAACUUCGACGAAACGAUGGUAUACGAGCAGGUCAAGUUUUUGAAGAACGUUGUCUCGGAGGUGAACCAUCUGGUAAAGAGUGAAGCCGACCCUCCCGGACCGAUGGAAGGGCAAAGCGAUGGUGAAGAUGCGGCGGCGGCACAUCGAAUAGUACCUGAUAUAUCUACCACCUCGGAGGGUGUUGCAUCAACUCCUAUCAAGGGAUCAUCCACUGUUGAGGAUGGUAUUAACAACAAUCACAACGCCAGCGGAGUGCUUGCGGAGAAUCAAGAGCACUACUGUGAGCGCAAAACGAAGACAUCGACGAACGGCUCCGGCAUUCCGAUGAACGAGGAAGAAAGUGAAGAUGUACCAAUGUCGGACGUGAAUGAGGAUAGCCUAGAAUUUGACAACACCGACGUAUCGCUGUACGAAAAUGUGGAACUCCGGAAGAAAUCCAACUAUCCGCUGUACGAAAAUGUGGAACGCUCCAACGCGGUUGAAUCGUGCUCUCCGCCAACAGGCAACAAUCCCACGGACACGCUUAAAUCGGUCCUAACGGAGGAUGAGUUCUCGUCGCUCUGUGCCGACCGAAGCGAUUUGGACAACGAGAUGGAGUAUCGGAUUGAAAUUCCACCCAAGAUAGAGUUGACGGUGGUGUCCCCGAAAACGAAGCUACUGUUGACGGACGGUGCUCCGGAUGCGGUGGAAACGGUCGUGAGCGUUAAGCAGCUGGCAACAAAGUUUGAAACUAGCCCGGUAGAUGUCACUCCACCGUUCGAUUUCAGUGGCAUCAAUCGUGGCCAGAAUCAUCACUUUCGGUCCUCGCUGAACAAUGGCAAUUAUGGCGCUAGCGAACGUGUUACGAUACGUAAUAAAUCUGCCAACGGCAAUGGUGUUACCGGUGGCGGCAAGGAUGAUCGGAGUGCGUUUGCCAGCUUUACACGCAGUCUGGACGAGAAUGCGUUCGUUCGUGAGUUUGGAAGCGGUCGUGGACGGUUGGAAAGUGGGGGCGGCUUUGUUGUCGUCGGAAGUACCGCAGGCUUCAACAAGAGCAGCCACCAGAUCCCGGCGGUGGAAAAGAACAUUCUCAACGAGAACAAUCCAAACCGGAGAAAAUCGCUCGAGCUCUCUCUGUCAGCGCGUCCACGAAGCAUGAAUCAACCAAAGAAAUUGCCCCCGUUGGGUACGGGCGGAGUUCCGACGGGUGUGGAGAAUGUCGACCUCAACGGUGCUGAUGAUGCGAAUGGCAAGGGCAAAGCAACGUCCGAGUGUUGUCGAGCGAAGGCGUUACAGCAGCUUGGUGGUGUUGGUGGCGGUGGUCACAAACAGACGACGGGCGGCAGUCCAACGGACCCGUCACCGAUGAAGCUAGAUCUCUCGAUGAAAAUCGAAGAUACCAAAGAGGCGCGUGCUUACAAUGUGCGCAUUACGCCGACCACCGAGAACCGGAUAUCCCUGGUGCAGUACAACUAUAGCGACGGGACGUCCAACAACAGUGGCACGGACAGUAUGAUGACUGAGGGUGGAGCUGGCUCACCCACCGGAACGCCCUUGAUGCGGGUGGUCGGUGGUCGCAAGGGUGACAGCUUUGCGGACGAUGACCGCAACAGUAUCACGAGCCUGAAGAUGUUGGGUAGCUGCAAGCUGGAUCGUUCGCGGAUUGAAAAGAUUAAGGAAGAGCGUCGCCAUCAGCUGAGCGAAAAGUAUCGUUCGGAAUCGUUCAAGGGCGAACGGGGAGACUACGGUGGUGGUGCGAACGGGAAGCUAAAGUCCAAAUCCAAAUCUGAACUGCGCGAAUUCAAGGAAGGUGAUCUGGUUGCGGAUCGGGCAGACAAGAAGUACGAUUCACUGCGCUUCCGUUCGAAAUCUCGGGCCGAACUGCUGUCCUCCGAUGGUCCUUUUCCGUUGGCCGAUUCAAGCUGCAAUCCGGUAGCGGGUAAGAUCGCUUCCGUCUCGCUCAACACGGUCGCUAUGGCCCCGCAGCCAGCAGCGGCAGCAUCACUACGUCCAACGGCACCGAACCGCACCAGACGAAUCAGUGACGAGAAGAACCAAAACGAUCUACCGUCAGUGGUGGCAAACGCCUGCGGUCCGAUCGCUGGUGACGCUUCCAUGUCACAGGUGUGCGAUAACAAGUUCGAGCUGAAAACACGCCAAAAGUUCGAUGUGAAACGCAGCAGUAUGGACUAUCCUGUGUCGUCGCCCGGCUCGGCGAACGACGUCAAAGACGCCCAGCAAGCGGUGCAACCACAGCAGCAGCGUCACAGCUUUGCCAAUGGCCGGAGCGGACUCGUCGUGACGCGAAGCAAUUCGUCUAGCAACAGCAGCAGUAGUGCGCAACGUGAUCGUUGCUCACCGCCCAUUUCCAUCAAAGACGUUGCGGCCAUGUUUGAAUCACGAUCGCAACAGAAUCAAUCUUAACGAGCACACCAAACGAUGGCAGCAAAAUGGACAGAACCCGAUGGACCUAUACUACUACUACUUCUUCUACUACACACUAUUGUUUAUACACCACCACCACGGUGUGGUACGUCAAUGUGGCUACAGACGACAGCAGCUACAUCUAUUUAUUGCAAUAGCUUAAAGAACCCUUUUUUUUCAUAAAUCUAUCUAUCACAGUCAACUACAGGAAACUCAGGUCGUUGAAUGAGUAUUCAUCAGUUAAAUAUAUAUGUAUAGAGUGCAACUAUACACGGCCCCCAGUUGUAAUAGAGGAGCAGCAAGAAUCAAACGUGUUCGAUUAACAGAUUAUCGAUAGGAAGAAAAAGAGAUUUCUUGCAGUUGCCGUGGUGGUGAUGCUGCUGCUACCGGGACUCGGGUUUUCCACUUUUCCCGGGGCACAUACCCACACGCACGGUAUAUCUUAUUAAGAGAAUGUGGCCAAAUCUAGCUAUCGGAAUCGAGACUUUUUUCCCCCGUUUUUUGUACUGUUCGCCUAAUACAACUAGUAUGAUGAGGUAUUUGGAGUAGCUAACAGAAUAUAAGUUGUUGGUGCAUUUGCCGACACAGAUCAAUAGCCAAACGGGGAAACUGUGUUUGCAAUAUAACCUACGAUGAAUCGGAAUGACGAAAGGAAGGAGCUGUCAGCUGUCAAAUAGUGUGAAAAAAGUCAGCUGCAGUCAAACUACACGCAUAAGUUGUAAAUAGAUUUUACGUUUUGCUGGUAGUGUACGUUAUUGGUUAGCGAACUAAAUCGCACUCAUUUGGAUGCGCUUUUUUGCGUUAUUGUGUGCUACAACAAUAUUGAAGAAGAAACUUGCAAACUAAAGGCACAUCACAAGUUUGUUUUAACAUUUUAUAUAGCUUUGUAGAUGUUUUGCUUAACAGUUUUCUGUUUGGUUCGUUUUGGUUUGAAAACAGGCGAAAAAUAAUGUAAUGUUUUGUUUUAAUGUAAAAAAAACAAUAUGUUUGACAUGUGGUGGGUUAAAGGUUGUUCCGCUUUUCUUAAUAGAAAAGUUAAUAGUUUUGCUUAAGUUUAUCGUUUAAGCGCUUUUAAAUUUGAUUGUUUCGUUCGAAUUCGACACGGAAUUCACUGCAGAAGAAUGCACUUCAGUUUGCUUAUUAUGACUUCCGAUUGCAAAUUACAAUUUACAGUGUCGAUUUAUCGUUUGUUUGGGAAAAAAAUUAUUUGCUUAAAAAUAUUUACUCUCUGUUGUUACGAGCACUAUCAUGCUGUGUUAUAAUUUGAUAAUGCUCACAAAAAAAGCACUGCUUUUGUGGCAAGAUAAUAGACAGUAGGCAAGCAUAUUAUACAGAUUUCACUAAACACACACCAUAGGAAGGGAAAGCGAAUAGUAACGAAAAGAGGAAAGUUUAUGUGUACACGAGAGACAAUAACAGGGCAGCAGACAUUAAAGAAAAUACCCUUUCCAGAUUAUGUAAAGCAAGAUUAUUCAUGAUAGAAACGAAUGGGAGAUAAGAGUUUAUACAAGCAGCUACCCAAUUCCUCAAAAUCGAAGCCAACUCUCCAAUAUAAGCUAUUAGCUGUUUGUACUACGGGCGAUAACGUUUUUCCAAUCCUCCAAAUCGGUUUUGUAAUUUGACAAAAAAAAAACAAUAGAGUUCCACCAGUAUUUUUGUGGGAAGGCAACUCAAUGCACGACGAAUUGUGUAUUAAUAUUUUAAGAAUUGAAAACAUAGAAGCUGCUUACAAUUAAUCGCUUUUUAUCAGACGUAAAACUACCAGUUUGCCAUUGCACUUAUCCUUGAACUAGCUUUCCCUUUGCCUAGGAGCGUCGGUUUAUCGCGUCUUGAUUUGUGGUUGGAAACCCCAUUUUUGAUAACAUCACAUCCUGUAAAUAUAUUGAAAUAGUAAAAGAACUGAACUUCAACUGCUCGAAAGGGGAAAUGAAAAAUUCCCUUUUUUUUGCUUAACCGUGUUUUCCGUACCGUUUGUAUUACAGGGUUUCUCAGACCAGUUCAACAUUGUACCACUAUAUGCCAACGGCAUAAAAAGGUAAUCCGACAUCGCAUAUGCAAUUCGACCUCGUUAACUCCCCUUCUCAACAAGGGAAAACAAACAUUCAGCUGCUUAAAAUCCCUACUCGAUAAUGGAAAAUACCUAGUGUUCGGGGCUGUUGACACUGCGUAAUUCGUUGUCAUACUGUUUAAUAGUUAAAUGUUUAACUCCGUUAACUCAAACGUUAACUUAUUUGAUAUGGUUUUGAUUUUAAAACAUCUAUUAAUUCUUUAAGAUAAGUCUUUUAGACUUUUAAUUCUUUCUGUUGAGAUAUUGUAAUGCUUUUUCUAUUCUAUAAAGCACCCUUCUUCCUCUUCUUCUUUGGCACCAUAACCUCUUCUUCGAAGAUCUUGACUUCGAAUCUUGAGCCAUUUUUUUCUUCGACUUGGUUUUUUCCGCAGCUGGAUAGUCACAGCCUUACGUACGGGGAGGCAGUCUGGCUGAGAUUCAAUCUCCGGUUUUUGCCGUGUGAAGAGCGGCGCCACAAUCGGUCGGCAUACUACCCUAUUUUUUUAGGAUCAAUUGAAAUGAUACGAUACUUAUAGUGCUAAACGAAGUAGUGUUAAAAGUGUGUCAAAAAUAGCUCUGUAAACCAGGCAUUUUCUAUUUUCGAGUCGGGAUUUUACGGAGUUGAGCGUUUGUUUUCCCGUGUUGAAAAGGGCUAUCGAUACUAAAUUGCAUAUACGAUAUCGGAUUAGCGUUUCAUGCCGUUGACAUAUAGUGUUACAAUAUUCAACUGGACUGAGUAACCCUGUACAGCUCUUUCCACCCGUUUUGCAGCCUUCCAGUUGGCUGUCUUUUUUGAUUAGCUGAAUUAUCAGGCAUAAAGCUUUUUUCCAUCAAUGAUGAAGUACGCCACUUUUUUGUAAUUAAAUUGACAAAAAGAAGAUCGUAGUUGCCAACAGUUGGCUACAGGGAGGCAGGAACUGAAUGGUAAGGAAUGAAAUACAACGCAACUACUGAGUAAUGUAUAGAUUUGAGCGUAAUUGAACUGAUUGAUAUUAGCAGAGACCAGCAGCAAACGUGUUUGAAAUCCCCCCAGAACCCGGAAUGCAAAGGAAAUGAUAGUUAUGAUGAUAUAUUAAUACGAAAAAAACAAA